AUGAGUCUGGUUGACAUGUUGCGUUUCAAUGCAACACAAAUGUUCAUCAAGGCAUUCGACAGCGUUGCCUCGGACUACCCCGUCGAUAACAUCACCCUGUUGACAUUGGCAAUCGACUACAACAACGCAACAGUAUUCAACCAUCUCAUCAACAGACAGCUGAUUCGCAUCAAACUUGAUUGGAGAUUGUUCCUUCAUGGCAACAUUGACCUACUUCGAUCCUACCUCGCAGCCACCGGCCACCGAGGGCUGCCCAACCAUAUGGUGGCCAACCUACCAUUUGCUGUUGACUCGGGCAACGUCGAACGAGGAGUCCGAGUUGAAAUGCUCCGAGUGCUGCACGAGCUCCACUGUCUGUUUGAGCUUGUUGGCAUCUGGGAGCCCGCACUUCAACGUUCUGCCAAGUCCAAUAUGAUGGACAGUGUUCAAUACAUACUAGACAACAAGCCGCCUCCACUGAGUCUCUCACACACACUCCUCGGUGUUUGUCUUCAACAAUGUGCCAAGCAUGGCAAUGUCGACAUGUUCCAAGCAUUCAUCAGGACAUCCGAUGGCAAUGAGUACCUCAACAAUCGUGAUAUCACACCAAUCAUUAGGAAGGCGGCCACACGUGGUCAACAAUCAUUCAUCAAGUAUCUCUUGAAGCAUCAUGUUGGCAAAGACCACAUCACCAAGGAUUGUGAGACACAGAUCCACAUCUUGUGUCAGAUGCCCACCACAACAGGUAUAUCAAUCCACAUGGCAAUGGGAUCAUUCGACAUGGUCCAGCUUCACAGCGAACAAUUGGCGGGGUACAUUCGAAACGAUGACAUAGAAGCAGUAGACGUGCUCCUCUCCUCCUCCGACAUUACUGUCAACUUGACUUUAAAGAUGUGUCAAAUGAUGUCCAAGUCGAUGGCAACACUCAUAUUUAGUCGUCAAAGGACCAACAAGUUACGAUUUGGUUCAAAAACGUUGGGCAACAUUGUGAGUGCCGGCGCACUACCGGGCAGCAACAUCACAGUGAAACUCAUCCUCGAUACAAUUGACACUCGAUUAUAUGUGGAGGACAAUCUCCGACAUGUUAUGGAGUCCGCAAGCUGCUACUCUGCUGCACUGAUGCAGCGCCUCCACUCCAUCCACAGCGUUGAUUACCAUAAUAGUGACUGCCUGGCAAAAGCGUUGGAGAAUAGAUGCCACGAGGCCAUGUCGUUGAUUUUCAAGCGACAGUGCAUUGGCGAAAAGAUUUUUUAUGACCAUCGUGAGGCCAGGACACAGGCAUUCUGUAUUGUGUCCAAAGCACCAUUGUCCGAGGUGACAUUCAUUUUGGAACACAUGAGCAACAUCAGACGCAAUGUCGAGGUGUGUGCGUGGGCCGCUAGCAAUCCGCAUCCAGAUGUGCUUGAACAUGUCAUUGGCCUAUUCACUGGCGAGCAACUCAGUGAUGGCGAGUUGGUCGCCCGAAUACUCAACGAGGCACUCACGAGUAACAGUAUAGAAAAUGUACGCAUCCUACAACGACACUUUGAACAACCUCAGCUUCACCAAACCGAACCACUGGUCAAGCCAAAGUUGAGUGUACUUCACUCAAUGGCCAGACAGAAUUGCUAUCUCACACUGGAGCACUACCUCAGCUCGACAACAUUCACUAGCCAACCUUCGCUACACCAACUGCGAACACUCCACUCAAUCCUCAAUGUUGGUUAUGAACACUCCACUCACCGAGUGAUCAAGUUGUGCUCUGAUCUGAUCCAGUCACUCACACUCAAUCAAUCAUUGACCGAGUCCACAAUGAAUGUACCAUGUAAUGUACAUCAUGCAACAUCAUUGAUGGAGACAGCAUUCCACUCGGUGUUCAAUGAUCCAAAACUUGGUAACAUGGUCAUGGAACAGAUUGGACGUGUUCACAAGUCUCUCGGCAUCGAUAGUGAAUAUCUAAUCAAAGGUGCACAGUUGAUUGACAAACAUUGUUUGAUGGAUUACCUCAAAUAUGGUGCCACUGAAUGGUUCCUCAAGUCAUUCUCUCCAUCCAAUGUUGUCUACGACUCUCCAUUGCUAGAUGAAGCACUGGUCAGGUGUGACACUCGAGCUGUCGAUGUGCUUAUGGCCAAUCCCAAGCUUGAGCUCAUCCAUGACUUGAGAUACUUUGUCAGUCAGACUGAACCAUUCUCCACUUUGGAUUUCAACGAAACGGUCAUGUCAGAAAUCAAACAUCCAUCAUUCCUUCGUAAGCUCAUUCAGUCUGGCUUUAAACCAUCAGCCAUUGACAGUGCCAUGAAUUUCGCCAAAAUCGCUCGAUCUGAUGAUGGCUGGCUCACCAAGCCAUGGGCGGUGGAAAUGCUCGAGUUGUUGACCCAGCAUGAGCUACUCUCAAACAAGCUCCAUACCCAGCUACUUUACAAGUCAAUAGAGCUCAAACAGUCCCAGAUACUCCAAUUCUAUAUACAAUCAAAUCAGAUGCCCUUGUCAAAGUUGGAAUUGGAAAAGGGAAACAUGUUCAUUACGAUGUGUUGUACAUAUGGAGUUGAGAUUGAUCAUUUGGAGGCUGCACUCAAAGGCCUUCCAUUCAAACAACUGGCACGACUCUGGGAUCAAUACAUAAAUUACGCAGCUGAGAAUGGACAUCUGGCAAUACUUCAAAAAAUACUCUCAUAUGGCUCUUGGUGCGAUCGUCUUGCAUCAGACAAGCUCUUUGGAUUACUCCCAAAGGUGUUGCAAAAUGGAUAUUUGGAUGUAGCCAACUUCAUUCUCAGUUUCCCGCAAUCCAAGAUAUCAGUGGCAAUUAAUAGCAUCCAUCACUCAAUCAUAUCCAUCGACUUGAUUGAUCGCCUGCUGACACACCCCAAUGUCAACUGUAGAUUCAAUCGUGUGUUGGGAAGUGCAGUCGAGGCUGGCAAUAAGGAGGUCAUCAAUAAGUUGUUGGGCCCACUCCCAGCCAACAGCCCCAUCAAAACGUUCUAUCGAUAUGCUUUGCAACAAGCUGCACUUGUCGGUGAUCUGGACAGCAUCAGGAGGAUAAUGGUCAUUGGAGGAGUGAAGCUAUCGGUCGAUGACCUUGGUGCCCUGGUUGAUCGAGUUGGACAGCCCAACAGCCUGGUGACAGAGGAUGUGAUCAUUGAGCUGGCCAAGUCCAAUUCAGUCGAGCCUCAAGUCGAAAGGUUUUCCACUUUGUUGACCAAGGUUGCCUCCAGCUCACUCGCAUUGGUCAAGUUGGUCACUGAGGGAUUGUCGAAAGACAUGAUCCUUACUGCUGAUGUCAACGCUGCAAUUGAGGCUUGUAUCAAUCGUGGUGACAAUGAAUCAUUGGAGAUAAUGAUCCAACUAUCUAAAACAGUAUGCCUCAAGGGGAGACCAACAGAGAGGAGAGUCUUCAGUGCCUUCAAGUUGGAGUCAUUCAACUCAUCUGCACUCAAUCAUCUGUUUGAUCAUGGACAUAUCAGUGUGGAUGAUGCCAAGUCUGAGGCUCUGACAGAGUUGGUGGACUGGGCUUGCGAGGAGGGAAAGUUGGACAUCUUGCAUUUACCUUUUCGAAGGCGAUGA
Acytostelium subglobosum LB1 is the source of this 3519-nucleotide messenger RNA. RefSeq lists its product as hypothetical. Bases 1 to 3519 code for a protein of 1172 amino acids. The transcript has 5 exons. Lineage: Eukaryota; Evosea; Eumycetozoa; Acytosteliales; Acytosteliaceae. The record is from RefSeq and is a predicted model, not a curated record.